Molecule: messenger RNA, 1506 nt
Organism: Chrysoperla carnea
Lineage: Eukaryota; Metazoa; Arthropoda; Insecta; Neuroptera; Chrysopidae
Exons: 3
Coding region: 1-1506 (501 amino acids)
Biological process (GO): regulation of transcription by RNA polymerase II
Cellular component (GO): transcription regulator complex; nucleus
Source: RefSeq, a predicted model, not a curated record
AUGGAUAGUGGAAAUAAUAAACGUAAUAAUUGUCAUCACCAUGAUGUUACAACAAUGGUAGUUAAUGAUACAGAUGAUAUUGAUGAUAUGAAAUUUAUUAAAUUGGUUCAAAAACAAGAAAUAUUGUACGAUCGUAAAAGUCCACAUUUUACAAAUGAACAACAUAAGCAACAUGUAUGGAAGGAGAUUGCAAAUAAAUUUAAGUGUAAUGCUGCUGAUUGCAUGGCAAAAUGGAUGUUGUUACGACAGCGUUUUGUUCGUGAAAAAGAAAAAGAAAUUGAACGGGAAAUGAAAUCGCGCAAAUUAUUUGUAUGUGCUGAUGAAAUUAAGUCAACGUGGAAGUAUAUGGAAGUUAUGCGUUUUAUGGAGCCGCAUGUUACUCUAAGAGUUCCAUCUUCAAUGGCAAUGCACUUACCCGAGCGUUUUACAGCGGUAUCCAAACAAUCUGAGCAAAAAUUACAGGGGCACGAUGCAACAUUGGAAGAACAAACACAAAAGUAUAAACCAAAAUCACCAAAUAAACCUGAAUCUAAAGGAGGUUGCCGAAAACAUGCAGUAUCUGAAAUGUCAAACAUACAACAAUGUCAAAACGAAGCACAGCAACAAUUACGCCAACAACAACAAAAAACACAAAACCAGGUGGCUGAACCGGAAAAGGAUCAACAAAAGGAAAUAAAUAUAUUACUUGAUAACAAAGAAGCAAUAGAAAACUCUAAAAAAAAGAGUAUGUUAACGUCAUUUUUGAUGGCAAAACAGAAUCGUAUGAAAAACGUGGGUGAAAGUUUGAAAAUAAGUCGUAAGUAUGAAUCAAGCAAACAAACUCAAUAUUGUCAGCCAUUAAUACAAGAAGAUAUGGAAAUAAGCAAUACGCAUAAUAAUACUCUCCCAAUACAAACGCAAUCAAUGCUCGUUUCAAAUUCAGCACCAAAUUCACUUAAUGCUGUUUCUAUAAGGAAAAAAUCUCCAAGACAUGAUGCAACAUUAACACAACAACAUUUUACUCCAGAAAGUUGUUAUUCCACCCCACAACAGCAUGCUCAAAAAUCUGCUACCAUGCCCGUUCAAUAUCCUCCACGUGUACUAUCAGAACAAACCUCAGCGACGCAAACAUUGCCAUUGAUUCACGAGGAAGAUAAAAAUGUUGCGAACCUUACGACAAUGGUAUCUAAAUUAAUUGACAUUGUACAAAAUGUCAAUAAAACUCAAAACGAAUUGUUAGAUGUUAGACGCAGUUCGAUCGUAAAUAAUAGUAGUUGUGGUAGUAGACAUAAACCGCGAUUUGGUUCCAUGUCACAUAAAUUAAAUGAGUCUGGGGCAUCAAUAGCAACAAAUUUCCCAUCAUCAUCGUUUAAUGGUGAAUCAUUUACAUCAGAGGAGUUAUUUGGACGUUUAAUUGCAUCAGAAAUUUCGCAUUUAGAUUCAGAAGUAUUAGUUAAUAAUGCGAAAUUAUUAAUAUUAAAAAUUAUUUAUAAAUUACGCUUGGGUGAAAAUGUAACGAUACAUUAG